This is a messenger RNA of Lepus europaeus (European hare), 933 nucleotides long. Its product is annotated as olfactory receptor 10J1-like. The coding region runs from base 1 to 933 and encodes 310 amino acids. Gene Ontology annotation, molecular function: olfactory receptor activity; G protein-coupled receptor activity. The transcript has a single exon. Gene Ontology annotation, biological process: G protein-coupled receptor signaling pathway. The record is from RefSeq and is a predicted model, not a curated record. Gene Ontology annotation, cellular component: membrane. Lineage: Eukaryota; Metazoa; Chordata; Mammalia; Lagomorpha; Leporidae.
AUGAAGAGUGCCAACCAAACAGAAGUAAAGGAGUUUGUUUUCCAAGGUUUCUCCAACUUCCAAGAACAUCAGCUCACACUCUUUGUGGUGUUCCUUUCCCUGUACAUCUUAACCUUGGCUGGCAAUCUCAUCAUUGUGACUGUUAUCCGUAUUGACCAUCACUUGCACACCCCCAUGUACUUCUUUUUAAGUGUCCUCUCCACUUCAGAGACAUUCUACUCCUUGGUCAUUAUCCCACACAUGCUUUCAAGCCUCGUGGGUCUGAGCCAAUCCAUCUCCCUGGAGGGCUGUGGGACUCAGCUCUUUUUUUUCCUUGGCUUUGCCAUCACCAACUGUCUCCUGCUGGCAGUAAUGGGAUAUGAUCGCUACGUGGCCAUCUGCAACCCCCUUCGCUACUCUAUUGUCAUGAAUUGGAGGGUCUGUGUCAUUCUGGCAUCCUCAGUCUGUGCCACAGGGUUCUCACUCUCGUUGAUUCAGGCCGUGGCCAUCUUCAGACUGCCCUUUUGUGACUCAUUGAUCAAACAUUUCUUCUGUGAUGUUCGACCUAUGUUGGACUUGGCCUGUGUUACUCCAAUCAUCAAUGAUGUCUUAACAUUAAUAAUUAGCCUCCUGGCCAUCACAGCUCCUGCCACCUUCCUCUUUAUCUCUUACAUCCUCAUUAUCUCCACCAUUCUCCAGAUUGCUUCAGCUGAGGGCCGGAAAAAGACCUUUGCCACUUGUGCUUCCCAUCUUACUGUGGUCAUUAUCCACUAUGGUUGUGCCUCCAUUGCCUACUUCAAGCCCAAAUCCGAGAACACCAAAGAUCAGGAUCAGUUAAUCUCAGUGACAUACACCGUCAUAACACCUUUACUAAACCCUAUUGUGUACAGUCUGAGAAAUAAAGAAGUCCAAGACGCUCUGCAGAGAGUUAUGGGUAGAAAAUCACUUUCCUAA